GAGUGUGUGAGAUUGGCGUGAAAAGUGGGUUGCAAAUCUUUGAAAAUACGAGAAGUUACUUCAACUCCAUUAUUUACUUACAUUGAAUAAGUAAGUAAGCUAGUUCAACUUCUCACUCAAACUCCUCUUGGGGACCCUCAUUUACUACGCUUGCACAGCUGUCGUGUGUAACCAGAGAUCCUGUAGCAGGUAGGUGUCGUUGUGGUGGAAGAGAGAGGAGGGCAGACAGCCGAUUGUUGUACAGGAUGACUGCCUCCCAUUUUCAGCAGUUCAACGAUGGAACUUGAAGCGAGAAGAACCUGUUGCGACAAUUAGUGACGACGGGACAAGAGACUAAACUUAGUCUGAAGACUGAAGAAAGAGAAGACGGGUUUUAAGCUUUAUCAAAAUGCCUUUUUAUGGACUAUUCGCUCACUUGUAUAUUUCCAUAACAUUUGGAAAAUUAAUUACAGCGGACCUGGCUGACUUUUCAUGACAAAUCCACUGGCCACCCGAAUGGAGAGCUCUCUGAGGAGCGUGUGCGCAAUGGAAUUCUUCUUUCGAAAGAAAAAGAAUUUAAGGACUGCGGUCAGCCUGACUUUGGUUUUUGCCACUUUACUGAUGCUUCAGAAGUUAAUAACAGUGGACACGAAUUUCAAAGAUACCAAAGUCGACGUGAAACGCCAAUGGUGUGGCCCCACAUGUAAAAGCAUAAAGGCCAUUGAAAAUUCAUCCGACGGUAAUGGCUUGGCGCCGGUGGGAAAACCCAUGCCAAGAAAAUGGGACGUGGAUAAAAUUAAGUGUCGUGAAAAUUCGACGAUGAAGACCCAAGCCUGGUUUCGUCGUUUGAGCCCAAGAUUUCACGAAUUUGUCCUGCACAGACAUUGCAGAUACUACCCAAUGUUGCUGAAUCACCCGGAGAAGUGCAGCGGUGAUGUGGAUGUUCUGGUCGUGGUCAAAUCGGUUAUCGAAGAACAUGACCGGCGAGAAGCCGUGAGGCAGACCUGGGGAAAGGAGCAAGAAAUCCAGGGCUUGAAAAUCAAAACACUAUUUUUAUUAGGCACUCCAGCCACUGGCAAAGACGCGCGAAAUUUACAAGCCCUGGUCCAAUAUGAAGACCGAACCUACGGGGACAUCUUACAGUGGGACUUCAUGGACACCUUCUUCAACCUCACCUUAAAGGAGGUGAACUUUCUGAGAUGGUUCAACAUCUACUGCAGUGGCGUUCCCUUCAUCUUCAAAGGGGACGAUGACGUUUUUGUCCACACCAAGAACCUGGUGGAACUAAUUGGCUUUAGGGUGGAGGAAAACAGGGUGGAAAACCUCAUUGUAGGAGACACCAUUUUUGAAGCCAAACCGAUCAGAAACCGCCAGAGUAAAUAUUUCAUUCCUAAAGAGUUGUAUGAUAAACGUUAUCCACCUUAUUUGGGUGGAGGAGGAUUUCUCAUGUCUUCUCUGGUGGCCCGCAAGCUCUUUGCGGUUUCUGAGAGCGUGGAGCUUUACCCCAUUGAUGAUGUGUUUCUGGGCAUGUGCCUUCAGAAGCUAAAGAUUGUCCCCGAGCUGCAUCUGGGCUUCCGGACAUUUGGGAUCAUUAAGCGUAAAGUGACUCCUCUGAACCGGGAGCCGUGCUUCUUUCGCAGCCUCAUCGUGGUGCACAAACUCGUUCCGCAGGAGCUGCUGCAAAUGUGGAGGCUUGUUCAAAACGAGGACUUGAUAUGUGCCAGACAAGUCGUAAUAAUAAGAUGAGUAUUUAUUAAGACGGAGAAGAUUUUUUUCUUCUGCUCCAAAUGAAGCGUAUUUGUAAUUUUCAUCUUUUCUUUUUGUGAUUUUGUAAGGAAGGAUGAUGAUUACUUGUGUUAUCAACUGUAAAAUGUAAUAAAUCACAAGUCUUUCAA
Messenger RNA from Onychostoma macrolepis, 1874 nucleotides. RefSeq names its product UDP-GlcNAc:betaGal beta-1,3-N-acetylglucosaminyltransferase 7, like (gene b3gnt7l). Gene Ontology annotation, cellular component: membrane. The record is from RefSeq and is a predicted model, not a curated record. Lineage: Eukaryota; Metazoa; Chordata; Actinopteri; Cypriniformes; Cyprinidae. Bases 472 to 1725 code for a protein of 417 amino acids. Gene Ontology annotation, molecular function: hexosyltransferase activity. The transcript has a single exon.